UUUGCUGUUUGAGGUUCGGUUGACUAAACAUAAAAACUCUUGGUGUCUCUGCAGAAGAACAAGUAGCGGCAGCACAGAAGGUGAACUGAUGCUCGGCGGAACAGAUGAGUCGAUGUACAUUGGACCAAUUAACUGGAUUCCAGUGACGGCUAAGGGAUACUGGCAGAUUAAACUGGACAGUGUGGCCGUGCAGGGCGUGAGUUCGUUUUGUCCUCGUGGUUGCCAGGCGAUUGUCGACACAGGAACUUCCCUAAUUGCUGGACCGAGCAAUGAAAUCCUCAGCCUCCAGCAACUGAUCGGAGCCACACCCACAAACAUUGGAGAAUUUUUUAUCGACUGCGCCCGGUUGUCCAGUUUGCCUCAUGUGACGUUCGUCCUCGGGGGAAGAGACUACACGCUGACUGCUGAACAAUAUGUCAGGAAGGAGAUGCUUGGUGACAGGGAGUUGUGCUUCAGUGGAUUCCAGAAUGUGGACAUAGUUUCCCCUGAGGGCCCCCUGUGGAUUCUGGGAGAUGUAUUUCUGACAGAGUACUACAGCGUCUUCGACAGAGGACAGGACCGGGUCGGCUUCGCGCCUGCUAAGCACCCAAGCAAACAAUGA
Messenger RNA from Paralichthys olivaceus (Japanese flounder), 601 nucleotides. NCBI's taxonomy places the organism in Eukaryota, Metazoa, Chordata, Actinopteri, Pleuronectiformes, Paralichthyidae. The record is from RefSeq and is a predicted model, not a curated record.